Molecule: messenger RNA, 5072 nt
Organism: Aedes aegypti (yellow fever mosquito)
Lineage: Eukaryota; Metazoa; Arthropoda; Insecta; Diptera; Culicidae
Exons: 15
Coding region: 2-5017 (1671 amino acids)
Source: RefSeq, a predicted model, not a curated record
CAUGUACAUCCCCGAAAGAACCGAAACAAAACAAAGCUGUGACAGAAAAAAAACUCGAGUUUACGCAGUUUACGGGACAUCAAAAUUUUGUUUUUUUUUCCGCAAGAAAAUUUUAAAAAUCUUAUCAAAAUCUUCAGUUAUGGAUCGGGAUAACCCGUGGAUGAAUGACGAUCGACACGACGACGAAGAUUGCCAAGAUGAACAGCCGCCAUUCGAAGUCGUGCAGGAAGAACUGGAUGAUGAGUAUGGCCGUGAAUAUUUCCGCAAAUUUGAAACGAAUCCACUCUACGAUAGAAAUGAAUACGAUGCAUCGUACAAAUCAAUCCGGGUAGUAAGAAAAUAUUGUCAAGAAAGAGGCUUGCCAUAUCUCCGCCACAACGGACACCAACAACCUGCCCGGAGUGUUAAAGAUGCUUGCACCUGCCGGAAGCUUUGCUAUGCCAAGUUCUCUGACGAUUUGCGAGCAAAACUUUUGAACAAUCUACUGGAACUGUCCGCUGAUGGUCAAAACACAUUCCUUAUAUGCCACAUAGAGUCAAUUCCGGCGCAUUGUCCGAAGCAAGCACAGCAACAAAAGUCCGUUCGGAACUACUAUUUGCCGUCCGAUUCUGGGCGAGUCAGGGUAUGCAAGGUAAUGUUCGCUAACACCUUCGACCUAAGUGCGAAAAAGCUUCGAGGGAUACACCGGAAAGCGACAUCCGGCGCAUACGAUGAGUGGCUCAAACAGCUGCUUCCGGUGCAAGAGGGUUUAGAUAUUGGUCCGGAGGAACAGGACUCAAGUUCUGAUGUAGAAAACAUACAUGAAAGCUCUGCUGAAGAUCCAAUACUGAAUGAUCAAUCCGAGGAAAAUCAAUCAAACGAUGGAUCAGAUGAUGAUUCGGACAUCGAACUUGCUCCACUCAAUACGGAAAACGAUGAUAAACUCAAUACGGAAAAUGCUACCGAGGAACCAAAACCAUUAUUAGAUGAUGCAUUCUUAGAUCGAUAUUUCCGCCAACUGUACGAGGCUGACCCGCCUAAUGAGGAAUUAGAAAGCGACAAAAUCAAACCUCGCGGUUCAGUGCUAGACAUACUCUCGGAGCCGUGUAAAUGUGUCGUCUAUCAUUGCACACGGUGGUUUACGGAUGAUUUACGCCAAAAGAUUCGCAGUCGUUACGCCAUGUUGCCCCCUUCAAAGCAGGACCGUUUCCUACAAGAUCACACUAAGCAAAUUAUGAAAAAGCGUCACAAAAACCAUUUAUCCAGACGAAAUUUUACCUACCUAUACCUUAUACCGACGGCAAGUGGUAUGAAAAAUGUUUGCAAAGUGAUGUUUCUGAACACGUUUAAAGUUAAUGAUCACUUAAUAAGGGAUUUAAAUAGCAAAAAGGAAUCGACAGAAACAACGGAGGAAGCCAACCAGGAUGCAGCACAAAAUGUUCAGAGUAACAAAAAGCGAGUAUCCAGCAUUUUCGCCUUCGACCCGACUCUCAUAGAUCCACUAGCUUUACCGGAAGGAUCCACUAGCUUUACCAGAAGGAAACGAAGAUCAUCUAAGCUGUCUGAAGACACCGAAACCUCUAUCGUAAAGGGUAAGAUCCCAAAGACUAAUGCAGGCACAAAAUCCAAGAAAAGUACUCAAGCAGAAGGUACGAAAAGACAGGAAGUGAAGGAUGGCGAUGACGACUUAUCGGAAAGCAAUAUUUCCCGUCAAACCAAAUCGUUCCAAUAUCCGCCUGAAGCCGAAAUUGAUGACGCUUUUUUGGAUGAAUAUUUUCUCAGCUAUGAGACAAACGAUGACCACCCAGCAAACACGAAAAGCUGGCUCAACUUGGAGGACAGCCCAGCCGUUCCGUCAGCUUGUACCUGCCAGAAGCGCUGUUUCAACGCAUUCCCAAAUGAUUCUCGCGUUAAAAUUUUCACCCGCUUUGCCAAAUUAACGCCAAUCAAUCAACAACGAUUUUUGUACCGUCACGUCCGAAUUAAACGGCAUAUAGGCUCGGCUACACGAAAGAAAAAAUACUGCACUUAUUUCCUGCCUUCCAAAACUGGACUUGUGAAGGUAUGUUCUGUUAUGUUCAUAAGACUGUACGGGGUUACCGAAAAGAAGAUGCGAUCGUUGGUGAAGCGGCGCUAUUUGGGAGUAGGUUCCGGUAACAAUGUCCGAACGAAGCAGGUGAAGGAUAAGCCAGAAGAGUGCAGUACUUCUGGUGUGCCACCGCGUGAAGUUGUCCCAGACGAUGUGGAAGACAUAAUCCAGAUCGAAACACCUUUGCUGCAACCAUCUAAUGAAACAAACAUCAAUCAGAAUGAAGAAUUUAGUUUAGAUAUCCCAAUGGACACCGUGAUUGACGACGAAGAGCUGGAUAUUAAGUAUUCGUAUGAGUUACUUAACAUAGAACCUCAAGAUAAUUACAAUGACAACAAUACUCUCGGUUCAAAUUACAACCGUUCAGUUUCGGCUACUGGAAUGGAGUAUUCCAUUAAUAAAUCGAUAAAAAUAAUACCAGAGAUCGAUGAAGACUUCCUCGAUGAAUACUUUAUUCAAUUCGAGAUAAACGACGUCCGGGAAAGAGUGAAUGGGAGAAAAAUCAAACCGAUGACCAGAAAAAACGCUAUUGAUGAUCAAAUUGUCAUGGAACCAUGUACAUGCGUCAAAUAUAAGUGUUUCACGUGGUUAACAGAUGAUUUACGGCAGAAACUGUACAGCAGAUUUGUACGUCUCGCUCCGUUGAGUCAAAAGCUUUUCAUAAAACGGCAUAUCAGAAGAGAACAUAAAAAGCGAUCGUUCAAAAUAACGUCAAGAAGAAAUUACAGCAUGUUUUACUUCAUGCCUACGAAAAAAGGACAAUUCAAAGUCUGCAAAGUAAUGUUCAUGAACACGUUUAAAGUGACAGAUAAAAAGCUUCGAACGCUUCUUGAUAGUAACCAGUUUGAUGAGACCUUAACUGAAGAAAUCACGUUUGGUGAUGUUGAGAUUAACACAGGAAUUGAUAACAGCUACUUGCAUGCACCUGCCAGCAAUGAAGAAUCUCAACACAUAGACCAGUUUAAUACAGACAUCAAGGAAGAGCCCGAAUUAUUGUCUUGCACAAACGAGUAUGAGGAGGAAACUCCACCAGCAGAAGAUGCCCUUCUCGAUGACCAUCAAGCUGCCGAAUUACUCGCCACAAAUUGCUAUACGACUGAUGAAGAAACUUUAAGCGAAACAGAAACUCGCAAUAAGAGCGCAACCGUUGAUUUUGACGACGCUUUUAUUGAUGAAUACUUUUCCCCUUACGAGUGUGCUAUCAAUAUCAACCAAGCAUCUGUAAAAGCUAGAAAAAGAUGGAUCAACGCAGAUGCUAGUCCUUCAGGGCUGCAACCAUGCCCAUGCUACAAACAAUGUAGCAAGGUGUUCCCAGAUGAAUUGCGAACUAAAAUUUUCACUCGAUUUUCGAAACUCCCGCCGCUUAACCAACAACGAUUCCUGCGCUCACAUAUCAAAAUUGAUGGCCCUGAAAGAAGACGGAAACCAAGUACAUCGGUAAGAAACGUUUGGCUACAUUAUCUGCCAGGCAAUCCAGUUCCAGUAAAAGUUUGUCGAAAAAUGUUUACAAAUACUUUCCAAGUUACCGAGAAAAAAAUUCGCCUAUUAAUGAAACGCGGUUAUCUUGACGAAAAUUUACCUGGACACGAAACUGAAACCGAUGAUCAGUUGGAGCUGAAUGAAGAGACGAUGGAUGAUGAUUAUCACUUUAUGGCAGCGAUAUCCGAUCACCAAAUAGAAGAUGCAGAAGGUAUUGGUGUCAUGGCUGAGUUAACAGAGUUUCCGAAAAUUACCAAAGAAAAUACGAACGCCACUGUUCAAAAACACGACGAACAGGAUAAUCCAACUGUUUCAGCAGUGGAACUAGACGAAGCCUUCCUCAAUGGGUACUUUCAGGGGCUUUUGAACAGUGCUGUCGAUAAGAGACCUACGAAGCAUCUAUCGUGGCAUCAGGUUAACACAUCUGAGGUCCCCAAUACGUUGGGCCCGGCAUGCUCUUGUGAUCGGCAGUGUUACUUGAAAUUUCCGGAUCAUCUGCGUCACAUGAUUCGUAACAAAUACAUUCAAUUUUCUCUUGAAGAUCGAAUGUUUUUCGUAAAAAGUCAUAUAACGAUUGAAGAUCCACGUUGCAGUAAGGAAUCGAUGGAAAAGACUGGAUCCAAGAUCAUCUCUUGCUAUCAUUUUCCAAGCAAUGUUGGUCGCAUUAGGGUGUGCCGAGUAAUGUUUCGGAACACGUUCAACUUGGAUAAUGAACAAUUGCGAUCAAUUUUGAUCAUGAAAUGUUUUGAUCUCAGAAAAAGAUCGUUUGACAUCGACGAUCUUUCGACGGAUACGGAUUACUCGGAUAAUCCGUCUGUAGAAAUCAAAAUUGAAAAUAAUUCUGAGGAUCUGAACGAGACUGCAAAUCUAGACAAUUCCAAAAGGCAACAAGCUUUCGACAUUCCCAAUGAAUCGAUCGGAGCUGGAAAUGAUUUGCCUACGGACACGAAGUGUCCGGAUGAAUCGUCGGUCGAAACAAAAUUGGUCGAUAAUGAUAAUAAGAAACCUAAAAGGCGUAGUCGCACAGCCGUUCGAAACACCUUACAAUUAACUUGUUCUUGUCCACGUCAGUGUAACAACAAAUUUCCAAAUGAUCUUCGCCGGGCGCUUUUUGAAAAAUAUGCAGAAUUAUCCUUUCGAGAUCGAAUGCAGUAUUUGCGAAAUCAUAUUAAAAUUGUAUCUCCAAACGUCCGCAGGAAGCCAAUGUCAUCGAGAAGAAAAUUCACUUAUAUUUAUUACAUGCAACGCCUUGAUGAUCUCGUCAAGGUUUGUAAAAAUAUGUUCAUCCAUACGUUCGGCUUGACGGAUAGAAAACUUCGAUCAUGUUUAGCUAAGCAAUGGUCAGGAGGGAACACGCCCAAUGAAGAGGCCUACGAAGUGUCGGAUGCAGCAAUGAAUGAUGAUUCAUCUGUGGAAAUAAAGUACGAGAUCGAUUCCGAUGAUUUGGACGAGAUGAUAGUAGGAGACUAAAGUGCGUAAAUGUGACCAAAAGUGAAUAAAAACAUCAUUAUUCAUUAACAUUAAA